AAUCACCAAAUCAUCUAUUCAUCAGAUAUAAUCUUGGUUGGUAGUUGGAAUUUAUUAUUCUUGGUGGAUUAUUUAUCAUUAAUAUAAAAUAACCAGUCUGCUAUUACUGUCACCUCUUUUCAUCUCGCUUGAUACUAUCAACCAGUCUGUGUUAUAUAGACAUCUCAAGUCUGGUAUUUUGUUCUCAAUUUUUAGAUAUUUGCUUGAUAACUCAUUCUUUACAUUUCCCCUUCAUCAUUUAGCUGAAGAGCAUCCUUUUCAAACACAUAUUACCUUCAAGCUAUAUUAUAUCACACAGUCAGUUCAGAAAGUGUGAGAUUUCUGUAUUGAUCUAUUCCUAGAAAUAGCUUUCUCUUAACACAUAUAAUCUGAAAAAAAUCCUUAAACCAGCCACCUGUUAUAUAAAUACAGACAGACUCAUAUAUUUCUCUUGUAGAAAUGGUGUCAUUGUUUUUAUCUGUGGGACUUCUUCUGUUUUUUCAAAAGUUUUAUCAAUUUUCUGCAUAUGGUGGACCAGUGUCUAACCUUGUAGAUACUCCAGAUAGCGCAAGCAGGGUGUCAAUCACCAUUGAAGGGCAUGUGGAACCUUCUUUGCAAUCAAGGCCAGUUGCAGAUUCAUUAGUACCAAAAGAAGGUAAUUCAGAAGGAGAUUCUAAUGAAUUACCAGGGGCUACAAAUCAUCAAUCUGAUAAUUUGCAAGGCUGCCAUGGAGAAAAUGGAGAGGAUGAAUUGAACCAUGCACUGAAAAUUUCAAAGGAGGAGUAUGAGAAAAAGGAACAACAAGAAGAUCAUUUGCUUGAGGAAGCUCUGGUUGCAUCACUCUUGGAUCAUUCCAAAAAAAUAUCUGAAGAUGCACUAUCAGAUUCUGAACUUGAGCAAUUCCAAGAAUCAACAAAGGAACAUAAUAAAACCCUUGAAAUGGAAAACCAGGAUUUGGCUCAUGUGCUUGAGAUUUCAAGAAAUGAGUAUUUGGAUCGUGAACUUCAAAUUUCACUCAGCCGAGCUUUACAUAUGUCACUUGAGGAUGGAAAUGUAUCUGGAACCUCUCAUGAUGGGGAAUCUGAUAUUGAGGAGCAAAUUAUAAGCCAUGUACUCAAGAUGUCAGAAAAUAAGAAUUCAAAUCAAGCAAAAAAUAAAAUGGAUGAGCCUUUGACUCAACAGACCCCAAAGAGUGAAGAACCUACUCACAAAUCACCAGAUGCAGGAUCCAAAGAAGAUGAGGACUUACAUGGAAGUGGCAGUAAAUCUGAAGAUCCUGAUCAGGAACCUUGAUAGGCGGAAUUUCCAACCUCACAAGAGUGCUGAGAGGUACACCCAAAAAAUUUCUAUUUAUUCCUGUUCAUCAGUUCCUUCAUCUAUUUGGGUAUUAUUUCUUAAUAUUUUUCUGUGGAAAACUGAUAAAAACUGUGUGUUUUUGAGCUCCAAGAUGACUCAAUUUUUAUCUCCUGUCAUUUCAUUUUAACCAUUCAAUAAACAUCUUCAUAGUCAUAGCCAUUGGAAAUAUACUGGUCCACCCUCAUUUAUAUUUGGAUAGUAUGAGAUCAUUCACAUAUAAAUUUUAACCAACUCAGAAUUAUGUUGGAUCCUGCUUCCAAUUGAAUUUCUGUAUUUUUUUUAUCACAUGAUGUUUCAUAUUGGUUUCUGAUUUUUUUUAUCAAGCCAAUAUGCUCACUAGAUUAAAAAAUUGCUUUUCUAUUUCUCUGUCAUUGAGUUUCAUCUUUCCUCCAUUCUUGCAGAACAUCUAUGCAGGCAAUUUUCAGUGAUAGAUAUUGAAAUGAGCUCUUGAUAAAUCUGAAUAUCAAACCACCUACAAUGACCUGACAAGCAGUUUAUUUGAUUUAUCCAAAAUUUAUUUUUGGAUUAUCUUUCUGGAAAUGAUGAAAAAUAAUCCCAUACAGUUUCUAUUCAGAUUAAACAUCUAGUCUUUUUUCUUUUCCACCUAUCUGCGAUGGCAGCCGUUUUCACAAAAAAUCAGGAGAAAGUUUCCCUCUAAUAACAGGGAACAAAACAAUGGUCUAAACCAAAAACUAUCAUGUGUUUAAGUUCAAGUUUUUUUGGGCUUACACUUCCUAAAUCAUUAGCUGCCUUGAGGGUAUCCCAAUUUAACUGGGAUGAAAUUAAAGAUGUUAAACUUGGUUGAACUCC
Molecule: messenger RNA, 2145 nt
Organism: Puccinia graminis f. sp. tritici CRL 75-36-700-3
Lineage: Eukaryota; Fungi; Basidiomycota; Pucciniomycetes; Pucciniales; Pucciniaceae
Exons: 3
Coding region: 439-1272 (277 amino acids)
Source: RefSeq, a predicted model, not a curated record